Molecule: messenger RNA, 909 nt
Organism: Pochonia chlamydosporia 170
Lineage: Eukaryota; Fungi; Ascomycota; Sordariomycetes; Hypocreales; Clavicipitaceae
Exons: 1
Coding region: 1-909 (302 amino acids)
Source: RefSeq, a predicted model, not a curated record
AUGCGUUUCAUCACUGCCCUCGCCGGCUUGGCCGGUCUUGCCUCUGCCACCGUCGGCGUCAAUGCUGACGUUGAAGCCGAAGUCCAGGUUGGCGGUCUUGUCCACGUUGAUGUCGAUGUCGACCUCGACAUCAGCAUCCUCAAGGCCAAGAAGGCCAAUGCUGGCUACAAGUGCCCUCACAACAUGAGCUACUGCCCAUGGACCAAGGCUUGCGCCUGUGCUCCUGGCCAGAAGCUUGACCUCAAGACCAAGGCCUGUGUUGGCAAGAAGCUCGAGGGUGCCUGGCCCAAGCCUGACAUCAGCAUCUACGCCUCCGCCGAUGUCAAGCUCGGUGCCUUCUGCGCCAAGUCUCCCACCAAGAUCGUCAAGUACAACCCCAAGCACGAAUACUGCCAGGCCAGCCUGCUCACCGUUGUCUUUGCCGCCGUCGCCGAUAUUGAGCUCGAGCUCAAGGCCGAUGUUGAGAUUGACCUCAAGGCCAACAUCAGCGCUGACCUGAAGAAUGUUUGCGGUGCCCUGACUGGUCUCUACCUCGAGAGCGUUGUCGAUGCCGUCGUUGCCUUCAACACCGAUCUCCUUGGCCUUGCUGUCAUCGAGGCUGAUGUCCAAGCCAGCCUGGGUCUUGGCCUCCUGAAGCUUGUCAAGGGUCUCACCUGCAAGCUUGGUCUCACCAAGUGCAACUACGACUGCGUUGCCUACUGCACCAAGGGCUGCCCUCAGUACAUUGACGUUGUUGGCGAGCUCGGUGGUCGUAUCACUGGCCUCGUUGGUUUCUGCAUUCUGCCCAAUGUCAUCUUGGUUGUCAACAGCCUCAAGGUCGUCGUCAACGUUGUCGUUGAGGGUCUGCUCUGCCUUGUUGGCGGUCUCAUCAAGACCAUUCUCUCCACCUUCGACUGCAACUGCAAAUAA